AAGAAUGUGGUCUCGACAGCAAAGCCGAUUUGCCCAUGAGCAAAUUAUGGAAGUAUUAUUCAGAAGCGAAGGAUAGGAGUUCAGAUUCCUCCACUAAAAAUAUGCACGAAAUAGCAAAUUAUUGCAUUAUAGACGCCUUACGUUGUCAGGAACUCAUGGUCAAACAUAAUAUAAUAAAUGAUUACAGAGAGGUGGCCUCAAUCGCUCAUAUAUCAUUAUUCGACUCACAUUAUUAUGCUAUAGGAAAAAAAGUAUCUAAUCUCUUAGGUGCUGAAGCUUGGGCGCAGGAUAUUCUAUACACCACGAAAAUUUCCAAUCAGAAAAUAUCUGGGAAGUUUCCAGGAGCGUAUGUGUUUCCGCCAGAGAAAGGUCUUGAAAAUAAACGUCCUGUCACAGGUUUAGACUUUGCUUCCUUAUACCCUAGUAUAAUCAUGACCUACAACCUCUCACCCGAGAAGAUGGUCUCAACACUUUCGGAAGCAGAUAAACUAAAGAGAGAGAAUAAAGUGCUUCACAGUAUCGAGUUCAAGUAUGGCGGUAAACCU
This is a messenger RNA of Funneliformis geosporum, 545 nucleotides long. The record is from the annotation of a GenBank genome assembly. NCBI's taxonomy places the organism in Eukaryota, Fungi, Glomeromycota, Glomeromycetes, Glomerales, Glomeraceae.